Molecule: messenger RNA, 1045 nt
Organism: Elgaria multicarinata webbii
Lineage: Eukaryota; Metazoa; Chordata; Lepidosauria; Squamata; Anguidae
Product: transmembrane protein 14C-like
Exons: 5
Coding region: 124-447 (107 amino acids)
Biological process (GO): regulation of heme biosynthetic process
Cellular component (GO): mitochondrial membrane
Source: RefSeq, a predicted model, not a curated record
CUUGCGCGCUCCCCGCCGCGACCUACUCGCGCGAGGAAUCGACUCGAUCGCCUUUGGAAGGCGCUGGGCGGCUCCGCUUUCGAGGGGAGGGUUCCGGGCCCUCGGCGUGACCUUGGCGGAAGAAUGAGUGUGGACUGGCUUGGCUAUGGUUAUGCAGCACUGGUUGCUUCAGGUGGAAUAGCUGGCUAUGCAAAAGCAGGUAGUGUCCCCUCCCUGGCUGCUGGUCUCCUGUUUGGUGGUUUAGCAGGAUUGGGUGCUUAUCAACAGUCUCAGGAUCCAAAGAAUGUUUGGCUUUCUCUAAUUGCAUCUGGGACUUUGACUGGCGUGAUGGGAAUGAGAUUCUAUAACUCCAGAAAAUUCAUGCCUGCAGGGUUAAUUGCUGGUGUCAGUCUACUAAUGGUGGGCAAACUUGGACUACAGAUGAUGGAGAAACCCCUUCAGCCAUAAUUGUGCAGCAGAUGAAAAGCAGGUUAAGAUGCCCGAAGACGCAGCUUUCUGAAUGCCUACCUGGAACAAGCAAUGAAGACAACUGAAAUUCUUGGAUUUUUUAAAGUUUCGCAUCUGCAAGGAUACUUGUAACUACCAACGUAGUAUGUUUCUAUGUGAUCAGGAUAUUAUCUUUAUUGGCUCCUUUUGCACAAUUGUGUAGAGACAGUGACUACAGAAUUACAAAUUUCAUGUCUCAUUUUUUAGAUUUAUACCAAGAGCUUUGAGCACUUUAAGAUCAUGAAUGGGAGAAAGUGAUGAUGGUAACCAUCGUACAUGCCUAUCAUGAAACAUGCUUGCUUAAUUUGUUCCUUAUCUCCCUGUCUUCAGUUCUGCAUUUGUCUUGACAAGAUGAAAUUCUGGAUGCUCUAUACAGGAAUUUCUUAACUUAAAUGUGUAUCCUUUCUUAAGCAGUUGCUAUCAAGGCAAAACAUUUAAGAAAAUAGUCUAAAAACAGUAUUUCAUCCCCUUUAAAAGAAGGUGAAAGGUUGCUAAAUUUCUGUAAAAAGCCACUGGAAUAAUGACAUGUACUAAUAAAAGAAACUUUUGGGGUUUCAAA